AUGGCGUGAUGGCGUCAUAUCCUUUUGAUUUGAAUAUCCGGUGGGCGUGGCUGUGUAGCUGUACUGGAGUAGUGGAUUUGAUCCCGGUUGACAGAGUUAUGUUUUAACCGUUUAUACGUGCGAAUCCAGUCCAAGACUGCUCACAGAUCAAACUUAAGUCUCGUUCUGCAUCUUCUUCUGGAACACUAAAGUCAUGGCAGCAAAUAAGAGCAAGAACCAGAGUUCCCUGGUUCUGCACAAGGUGAUCAUGGUGGGCAGCGGCGGCGUGGGAAAAUCAGCCCUGACUCUGCAGUUCAUGUACGACGAGUUUGUGGAGGACUACGAACCCACCAAGGCUGACAGUUACCGGAAGAAGGUGGUGCUGGAUGGAGAGGAGGUGCAGAUUGAUAUUUUGGAUACGGCGGGGCAGGAAGACUACGCCGCCAUCAGGGACAACUACUUCCGCAGCGGAGAGGGUUUCCUUCUGGUUUUCUCCAUCACAGAGCCCGAGUCCUUCAGCGCCACGUCAGAGUUCAGAGAGCAGAUCCUGAGAGUGAAAGCGGAGGAGGAUAAAAUCCCUCUGUUAUUGGUGGGGAAUAAGUCAGAUUUGGAGGACAGGAGGCAGGUGUCUGCGGACGAGGCCCGAACCAAAGCGGACGAGUGGUCUGUCCAGUAUGUGGAAACAUCAGCCAAAACCAGAGCGAACGUCGACAAGGUCUUCUUUGACUUGAUGAGGGAGGUGCGGACGAAGAAGAUGUCCGAGAACAAGGAGAAGAACGGGAAGAAGAGUGGCAAGAAGAAGAAAAGUCUGAAAGAGAGAUGCAUGCUGCUUUGAGCCGCACAAACGCUUGAUUCCCACGUCAAGCUUUCCUGUCCUGACUGAGCCGUUCUUCUGAUGAUGAGGAGACCAGAUCGUCCUCCUCCAGAGUUUUGCCAAAUGCAAUCAAACCAGAACCAUAAGCCACAGUGCCGACCUCAACUACAAGUCUUCCACACCUUUAAAGGACUUUUUAUACGUUUCCAAGUUGCAGUAAUAUCAAAUCGGUAGCGAAACUCUAAUCUGUGAAAUAUGUAUGCUUUAUCAUUUUUUUUUUUUACUUUCAAAUACAAGGAAUAUUCAUUAUGCUGCAUCACUGGGCUUCAUUCAUUAAACAAGAACAGAAUACAUUUCUAAAUAAAUAGUUGCAUUGAAUAAAUCCGACAAUUUGCAACAAACUGUUUAGAAAUGAAUCCUUCAUGAAUUUCUUUUUCACUUUAUCACAAAUCUUUUUGUGCUAAAUACUCUUAUUUUAUUUGCCUUUCACUUUUUUUAAGGCAAAGGCAACAGACAUAUGCAAUAUUGUGUUUGUUUUGAAUGCAUUAUUAUGCAGCUUAACACGUCUGAGAAGGUGAAUGCGUGCGGUGAGAUUCACAGAUUUUACUAUGCAAACUCGCCAAACGUGACACAGUUGAAAUUAUGAUAUUUUUGUAAUCAAACCACUUUAUUGAUUCCUCUGCCUGGUGAUUAUAAACCAAAUAAACCUUCUCUGAAUUUGUUAUGAAAUCUCUG
Onychostoma macrolepis is the source of this 1528-nucleotide messenger RNA. It is a transcript of the gene ralbb, whose product is annotated as v-ral simian leukemia viral oncogene homolog Bb (ras related). Gene Ontology annotation, cellular component: plasma membrane. Gene Ontology annotation, biological process: Ras protein signal transduction. Gene Ontology annotation, molecular function: GTP binding; GDP binding; GTPase activity. The transcript has 5 exons. The record is from RefSeq and is a predicted model, not a curated record. Lineage: Eukaryota; Metazoa; Chordata; Actinopteri; Cypriniformes; Cyprinidae. The coding region runs from base 194 to 814 and encodes 206 amino acids.